Molecule: messenger RNA, 887 nt
Organism: Clupea harengus (Atlantic herring)
Lineage: Eukaryota; Metazoa; Chordata; Actinopteri; Clupeiformes; Clupeidae
Gene: samd10a
Product: sterile alpha motif domain containing 10a
Biological process (GO): cell surface receptor protein tyrosine kinase signaling pathway
Cellular component (GO): cytoplasmic side of plasma membrane
Molecular function (GO): protein binding
Source: RefSeq, a predicted model, not a curated record
AUAUUUAUUGGGCGACCAGUUUAAGUCGAAGUACAGUCGUCCGGACCCCGUACGACACUGACAGCCUGGCCGAUGUAUGUGACACCUGUCCUCCUGUGUGAGGGGAGUGGUCUUUUCGGAGAGCGCUCGGAGAGGGUGAAGCUGUUUUAUACACACGGACGUGCUCCAGCUCUCAAGACUGCAAAGAGUGCGCGGUCGGCGGACUGAGGAGAUACAGACUCGAGGCUAAUUUCAACUCCGUCAAAAUGGAAUACAUUCAGUAAACCAUCUCUUAAAGGAGUUGCUGGGACACAUUCGUGCCAUGGCGGUGGACGCUGCCUCUAGUUUUAGUUUUUGUCGCCCGGCUGUGGAGUACAAGGCCCUUCCUGAGGACUUCAAGUACCACAUCUCUCGCUGCACGGGAGGGAAUCUGACCUGGCAUGAGGGUCGUGGCCAGAAGACGGCGGGGGGCCGGGCCGUCAAACUCCUGCAGCAGCCAGGCACUGAAGGACUGCAGCUUCGCACAGGGGAUAACUACUCUGUAUAUCACACCAGUCCCACCAUCCCCAGCCUGUCUCGGCCAGUGGUGCUGUGGACCCAACAGGACGUGUGUCGGUGGUUAAAGAAACACUGUCCCCACAACUACCUGACCUAUGUAGAGGCCUUCUCCCAUCACGCCAUAACAGGCCGUGCUCUCUUGAGGCUGAAUGGGGAGAAGCUGGAGAGGAUGGGCUUGGUGCAGGAGACACUCAGACAGGAGCUGCUCCAGCAGGUGCUGCAACUUCAGGUGCAGGAGGAGGGACGCAACCUGCAGCUGCUCAGCAGAGGUUCAUUCGGAAACCUGUCAUAAUCCAUUCAUCCGUGGGACCACUUGCCCAGGCAUGGCAGAGAGUGCGCGCGCGAGAGAG